This is a messenger RNA of Cladocopium goreaui, 2185 nucleotides long. Lineage: Eukaryota; Dinophyceae; Suessiales; Symbiodiniaceae. The record is from the annotation of a GenBank genome assembly.
UCUUUACCUGGCAGCUGGGCUGCUGGGUCGCUGCAUAACCGAUGGGUUAUGGCGAUGGGCACCGUGGGGCGUAUGGACUGAAUGGUGGCUUCAAGGGUGGAAGCAAUGGCAUGCAAUCCAAAGGCAAGGGAGAACGUCGAAGUCCUGCGAAGUUCGUUCCUGCUCGCGGUGGUGGCGAAUGGGGAAAGAAGAUGAGGCAGGCCCAGCAAGCUGCCAUCAAGGAUGAAAAGACCAAGAGAGAGGUGGACUACUUCUGGCAACAGCAGGAGUAUUUUAGCGGUGGCGGCAAGGGCCGCAAGGGCAAAGGCUCUCAGGACAGCGAGCGGUCCCUUUUUGGAGCCCAGAGGGAGAAUGUGGGGAUCGACUUUGACAAGUACGACGAUAUCCCCGUUGACCUCUCUGGAGAUGGGGCUGACCGCAUCGGUGCCCUCGAAAGCUUCGACGAACUCUGGGAUCGCUACCACAUCCAUGACUUCCUUUGGGAGAACUUAGAACGCUGCCACUACAAGAGGCCCACCCCCAUCCAGCGCUUUGCCAUCCCCGUGGCCCUUGCGGGCUACGACGCCAUGUGCUGCGCGCAGACUGGCUCAGGAAAGACCUGUGCAUUUCUUCUGCCCAUCAUCUCAUCUUUGGACACUGCGCAGGCUUUUAGCGUCAUCGGCUGCGACUAUGGAGAGAUGUCUGCACCGCGCGCCGUGGUUUUGGCUCCCACGCGCGAGCUGUGUUCUCAAAUCCACUUGGAGGCGAAGAAGCUGUCCUUUCAGUCCCCGAUCCGAGCCGGAGAAGUCUACGGCGGCGUGGAUGCCAAACCACAGCUGUUGGACUUGGCGCGAGGGGUGGAUUUGGUGACGGCCACCCCAGGACGACUGACGGAUUUCAUCGACCGCGGGGUGAUCACCAUGAGCAACGUGGGUUUCCUUGUGCUGGACGAGGCCGAUCGAAUGUUGGACAUGGGUUUUGAGCCGCAGAUCCGAGAGAUUGUGCAGAAGAGGGACAUGCCUUCCUCCCGAGAAGGACGGAUGACCCUGAUGUUUAGCGCCACCUUCCCCAAGGAGAUUCAGAAGUUGGCCCAGGCCUUUAUGAGGAACUACAUUUGGAUCGGUGUGGGGCGAGUUGGAGGUGCUGUUGAUACUGUGGAGCAAAGCUUCAUCGUGGUCUCGGAACGAGGCAAGUUUGAAGCGCUUACCAAGGUGUUGAAUAGCAACCCCACCGACUCGACCCUGAUCUUCGUUGCAAUGAAGCGCACAGCGGCAUGGUUGGAGGAUCGCUUGAUGGGGAUGGGCUACAAUUCUGUGGCCAUCCAUGGCGACAUGGAGCAGAACGAAAGAGAAAGGUCGUUGUCAACCUUUAAGAGUGGCAAGAGCACCUUCCUGGUGGCCACUGACGUGGCGGCGCGCGGCUUAGACAUCCCCAAGGUUUCGCACGUCAUCAACUACGACUUGCCCCACAACAUUGACUCGUACGUUCAUCGAAUCGGCCGCACCGGGCGUAUCGGAAACCACGGCUGGGCCACCAGCUUCUACGUGCCCGCAGCAGAUUCUCAGCACUCCAAUGCCAAUGUGGUGAAAGAUUUGGUGGGCGUACUGGAGGGUGCCGGCCAACCAGUGCCCCAGGAACUCCAAGAUGAGGCCUUCCGACAGGGCUACAAGCGCGCCGAACGCCGGGGCAAAGGCGGCGGCGAACGUCCUGAUGCCAAAGCUCCGGUGGAUUUUGGCUCAGGGACGGCAUGCGUCGACGUCAUAGCGUCGGGGCGUGCCAUGGGCAGCGUGCCGGUGGUCUCGGCAUGCUGCUGCAGUGCCAAGGACGGCCUCGCGGUGGGCGCCGCUGGAGGUGCAGAGAAGCACUCGGCCUUUGGAGAUGUAGUCCGAGAUGAUGGUGGGCUCCCACCCAGCCAGAAGAAGUAUCAGAUCUCGAUCCAAAAGAAAGAUGCCAAUGAGCAGCUUGGGAUGGAUGUGAAACAUCGCUUGGGUCGACUGGUGGUCCUGGCCAUUCACAGAGGAGGUGCGGUGGAUCGCGCCAAUGUGGUGGCGAACGACCAGGAACUGCCGGAGAUGAAGGUGAACGAUGUCAUCGUGGAUGUGAAUGGAGCCACGCUUGACACCACCAUGGUGGCCGCCUGCAAGUCCUCUGCUGUGCUGCGGGUGACCUUCACCAGGAGAGAGCACCACUGGUGACGUUCUGAGGC